UUGGUGCGUCCCCAACCGUUAUUUUUUAGAUUCAAAUUUUCAUAUUUGCAAGUGGAAGCCUUCAAAGUGACACCACCAAAACCGGACAACAAAUUCGACACAAGUGAAGUAUGUCCACGUGAUCAACAUGCUACAGACAUGGUACCAGUCAUUGUUGGUAGCUGCCUAGCUGGUCUCAUCGUGAUCACAAUGGUUACAUACCUGAUCUAUCGAUGCCAACUGCCAACCGAAGUGCUUCAACUCACCAACACCCCCUCAAACCCAUCGGACGCGGGAUCAACAGAUCAUUCCAACAUUACAAGCACGAACAACAAUAUUCGGUCGCACUCGAUCAAAGACUGA
Messenger RNA from Cooperia oncophora, 342 nucleotides. The record is from the annotation of a GenBank genome assembly. Lineage: Eukaryota; Metazoa; Nematoda; Chromadorea; Rhabditida; Trichostrongylidae.